Camelina sativa (false flax) is the source of this 3774-nucleotide messenger RNA. The record is from RefSeq and is a predicted model, not a curated record. Lineage: Eukaryota; Viridiplantae; Streptophyta; Magnoliopsida; Brassicales; Brassicaceae.
AUGGCUUUGAAGAAAGAGGUUGUGAUUGAAAAGAAGGAAGUGAGGGCCAUUCAACAGGAGGUUGUCAUUGAAGAGAAGGAAGAGGAGAGAGGACCAGCCUUGGAACAAUAUGCCCCAUAUCCUCUCUACAAAGGCAUGUUACUUGACAUAUCCAAGCAGAAAGCUCAGAAUCAAAACAGGAGAGCUCAAGAAGAGAUUGGGACAGCUAUUGUACCAACAAAACUUGAAGAUCCAGAAAAGCUUGGACACACUGAAUUCAAGCCAAGCAAUCUCUACAUAAGUCUAGCUGAUGGUUCACACAAAGAUGUAGUUGGUAAAUUGGAGAGCCUCCUAGUCAAGAUAGGCAAGGCAAGAAUUCCCACUGAUUUCAUCAUAAUAAAGAUGGAUAAGGAGGUAGAGGAUCCAAUCUUGCUUGGGAGACCAUUCCUUGCCACAGCAGGAGCAAUCAUUGAUGUUAAGGAGGGGCUGAUAAGGUUGAACAUAUCUGAAGGUUUGACCAUGAACUUUGAUAUUACAAAUCCAUCUAACCUACCAACCAUUGGAGGUCAACCAUUUAAGAUUGAAGAUAAGGCUGAUUUUGGGGUUUUGAGAGAAGAAGAGACUUCAACAGCUAAGGUCACAUCUCAUGAGGAAUCAGUUCAACAUCUUAAGGGAGUUCCAGACGUCACUAAGGACAGCGAGGAAUUAGAUGGGGAGGAUUUUGUUCAAGAUGAAGCUCAGAUCAAGGAUCCGGUCGAAACUGUCAAAGACCCAAUCGAGCUAGUGAAGCAGUCCGAACCUAAAGCAGUUAAGGAACCUGUUGUUUCUGAUGACAAACCUGCGAGGUGCCUAUGUGAUCCUUGCGCUUCAGUUAAUCUGAUGCCACUCUCUGUUGCUACGAGGUUGGGUUUUACAAGUUUCAAGGGUUGUGACAUCUCUCUCAUCCUUGCAGACAGAUCAGUGAGACUUCCAAAUGUUGAGACAGAGAGUUCAGAACGUGAUAUCUCCGACUCGACCAACGUCAAGACCCGACUCGAGACACCGAUGUCCCGCUCGAUCGAGCCGCACCCCUCCCACUCGACUGUGAUCACUCCAGACUCUCAUGCUGACGACUGGUCGGAACCGAAAGCUCCAAAGGUAGAACUCAAAACUCUCCCUUCCGGACUCAGGUACGUUUUUAUGGGAACCAAUUCUACUUAUCCUGUCAUAGUGAAUGCUAGGUUGAGUGAUGAUGAAUGGAAUUUGCUUGUAACUGAGCUUAAGAAGUAUAGAAGAGCCAUAGGUUAUUUUUUAGAUGAUAUCAAGGGAAUCUCACCUAGUCUUUGCACACAUAGGAUCAAUCUUGAAAAUGAGUCUUAUACUAGUAUUGAACCCCAAAGGAGAUUGAAUCCUAACCUGAAGGAAGUAGUGAAGAAAGAAAUCUUAAAACUGCUUGAUGCUGGAGUUAUCUAUCCUAUCUAUGAUAGUACUUGGGUAUCUCCAGUGCACUGUGUACCUAAGAAGGGAGGCAUAACUGUGAUCAAAAAUGAAAAAAAUGAGUUAAUCCCAACUAGAACCAUCACAGGACAUAGGAUGUGCAUUGAUUAUAGGAAGUUGAAUGCCGUUUCUAGGAAGGAUCAUUUUCCUCUGCCCUUCAUUGAUCAAAUAUUGGAGAGAUUAGCCAGUCAUCCCUACUACUGUUUCCUUGAUGGGUAUAGUGGAUUCUUCCAAAUCCCUAUCCACCCAAAUGAUCAGGAAAAGACAACAUUUACUUGUCCUUAUGGCACUUUUGCCUACAGACGUAUGCCAUUUGGUUUGUGUAAUGCUCCUGCUACCUUUCAAAGGUGCAUGACAUCGAUUUUCUCGGAUUUGAUUAAGGAGUUAGUGGAAGUGUUUAUGGACGAUUUCUCUGUAUACGGUUCCACUUUCUCCUCCUGUUUGUUAAAUCUGAGCAGGAUUUCUGAGAAAGGAAUUGAGGUUGACAAAGCUAAGAUUGAGGUCAUGGUUCAGCUUCAACCGCCUAAGCCAGUGAAGGACAUCAGAAGCUUUCUGGGACAUGCUGGGUUUUACAAGAGGUUCAUUAAGGACUUCUCAAAAAUUGCAAGACCUUUGACAAGGUUGCUGUGCAAGGAGAUUGAGUUCGAAUUUGAUGCAGCAUGCUUGGAAGCUUUCAGCAAGAUCAAGGAGGCCUUGGUUUCGGCACCCAUAGUACAAGCUCCGAAUUGGGAUCAUCCGUUUGAGAUUAUGUGUGAUACUUCAGACUUCGCAGUUGGAGCAGUUCUGGGACAGCGUAUUGACAAGAAGCUCCAUGUCAUCUACUACUCAAGUCGCACCUUAGACGAGACCCAAGGAAGGUAUGCAACCACAGAGAAGGAACUCCUAGCAGUUGUGUGUGCAUUCGAAAAAUUUAGGAUUUAUCUUGUGGGUUCGAAGGUCAUUGUGUAUACCGAUCAUGCUGCUCUGAGACACAUAUACUCGAAGAAGGAUACCAAGCCAAGACUGUUGAGAUGGAUUCUGCUUCUUCAGGAGUUUGACAUGGAGAUAGUUGACAAGAAAGGCAUAGAAAACGGAGUAACAGAUCAUUUGUCAAGAAUGAGGAUUGAAGAUGCUGUUCUCAUAGAUGAUUCGAUGCCUGAAGAACAACUUCUUGUCGCCCAGACUUCACCAUGGUAUGUAGAUGUCAUGAAUUACAAGGUUUGUGGAGAAAUUCCUGAUGACAUGGAUCCCUACAGGAAGAAAAAGUUUUUCAGGGAGGUUAACCACUACUUCUGGGAUGAGCCCUACCUGUACAAAAGAGGUUCUGACGGUAUGUUCAGGAGAUGCAUAGGGGAAUGUGAUGCUUGUCAGAGGAUGGGCAACAUCACAAGGAGGAACGAGAUGCCCCAGAAUCCGAUCCUAGAAGUGGGGAUAUUUGAUGUUUGGGGUAUAGACUUCAUGGGACCUUUCAACACUCCAUCAAAUGGUAAUGUCUAUAUUCUAGUGGCAGUUGAUUAUGUAUCUAAGUGGGUCGAAGCCAUUGCCAGUCAUACCAAUGAUCACAAGGUUGUUCUGAAGCUGUUCAAAAGUAUAAUUUUUCCAAGGUAUGGGAUACCCAGAGCGGUGAUCAGCAAUGUUCAAGAAAGCGCUAGGCGUGAUGAUGGAACUCACUUCAUCAACAAGGUGUUUGAGAGUAUGCUGAGAAAGUAUGGGGUCAAGUACAAGGUGUCUACUGUGUAUCACCCUCAGACCAGCGGACAAGUUGAAGUCUCGAAUAAGCAGAUCAAGGGUAUCCUAUCAAGGAUUGUUAGAGUUUCGAAGAAAGAUUGGUCUGUCAAGUUGGAUGAGACUCUCUGGGCGUACAGAACAGCAUUCAAGACGCUAAUAGGCAGAACACCAUUUCAGUUGGUAUAUGGUAAAACAUGUCAUUUCCCUGUAGAGGUUGAGUACAAGGCGCUUUGGGCUAUCAAUUUGCUGAACUUAGAUAUUGAUACAGCUCAGGCUAAGAGGACUCUUGAUCUACAUGAACAUCCUCACGAAAAGCAAAGGCAUUGCGUCUGCACCCAUAGAGUUCAACCACCGCCGUCCUCACAGUCCCAACCGACGACUCGACCGGCGAAGCUGCGUCCCUCGAGCCAACAUCCUCUCACUCGACCACCACCGCAGCAUCACGCUCGCUUCAACACUGCCAUUCGUCUCUCCGUUCAUCACCGCCGUCUCACCUCGCACUUCCGAACUCGUCAAUCGAGCCCUUACUCGAGCCCUCAAUCGAGCGGUGUGAUCCCGCUGCUUGCCGUGAGAGAGUGUGAGAUCAAGCAGACCUGCCAAUCCGCUCACUAA